Annulohypoxylon maeteangense is the source of this 1866-nucleotide messenger RNA. RefSeq names its product flavohemo protein. Gene Ontology annotation, biological process: cellular response to nitrosative stress; nitric oxide catabolic process. Gene Ontology annotation, cellular component: intracellular anatomical structure. NCBI's taxonomy places the organism in Eukaryota, Fungi, Ascomycota, Sordariomycetes, Xylariales, Hypoxylaceae. The coding region runs from base 413 to 1651 and encodes 412 amino acids. The transcript has a single exon. The record is from RefSeq and is a predicted model, not a curated record. Gene Ontology annotation, molecular function: heme binding; nitric oxide dioxygenase [NAD(P)H] activity; oxygen binding.
GGCUAGACCACCGCGGAGAUAGGAAAUCCACGAAAAAAGUCGGAAAACCGCGUGGGUUCACCACAAUAUCUCUCUACUUCGUCGCCACAGAUGAGCCGCAAGCAUUGACUCGGUAUCUUUCCAUACGGCUGUGGCACGAUGAAUUUAUGGGAUGUUAAGGAUUAAGACGAUGUUUGUCUCUGACAAAUAGACACGGGCGUGCGGGAUGGGUAGGUAGGACUACUUAAAGAUGGUGCCAUCGCGGCAGAGGAAGGCAUUCCAACCUACUUCACACUUAACACUUAUUACAAUCGAAGAUUAACAACACUGUAACGCCAUACUAAUCGUCGAUAAUAUCAGCAAAAGGAAUUAAGAGACUACUUAGUAGGUACCUGAUACUUACUGGCCAACCUCCGUCUUUCAGAUAUUCAAUAUGGCUGUCGCUGCGCCAAUUUCGCCAGAACAUAUCGCCAUCGUCAAGGCAACAGCACCAGUACUAAAAGAACAUGGCACGACGAUUACGACACUUUUCUACAAGAACAUGAUCGCCGCAAACCCUGAGCUAAAGAAUAUAUUUAGCAUGUCCAACCAAGAGAGCGGAGCCCAGCCUCGAGCCCUAGCUGCCGCCGUCUUUGCAUACGCUACGUACGUUGAUGACCUUGGUCAGCUGAAGGCGCUGGUAGAGCGUAUCGCGCACAAGCACGAGAGCCUCAACGUCCAGCCCGAUCAGUACUCCAUCGUCGGAAAAUAUCUACUCGAAGCCGUCGCAGCCGUUCUAGGGGACGCCUGUACUCCCGCGAUCGCCGAGGCCUGGACUGCUGCUUACGCCGCACUGGCCGAUGUCUUCAUCAACCGGGAACGGCAGCUAUAUUCUGCGCACGAGAACUGGCCAGGUUGGCGACGCUUCAAGAUCCAGCGAAAGGUCCCGGAAACGGCGGAGAUCACCAGCUUCUACCUCGUCCCCGAAGACGAAAAGCCGCUCCCGUCCUUUUUGCCAGGCCAAUACAUCAGCCUACAAGUAUUCGUCCCCCAGAUGGGACACAUGCAACCAAGGCAGUACUCACUAAGCGAAGCGCCACGGAGUGAUUACUACCGGAUCAGCGUGAAGAGGGAGAAAGACAAGCAGCUCGGCGCUCCUGGCUUGAUAUCCAACCUACUGCACGACAACUACAAAGAGGGCGACGUACUCGAACUCUCGGCGCCGGCAGGGGAAUUCUUCGUGGAUCCGAGAGAAAGCAAGGGUAAUCCGAUCGCGCUCAUAUCCGCCGGCGUCGGUCUCACGCCUAUGAUAUCGAUCCUCAACAACUCUGUGAACGCCGGUUCCCGCCGGCGUAUUUCGUGGAUCCAUGGCGUGCGCAACUCCGAGGCUCGUGCUUUCAAGGAUCACCUCCGCGACGUGCGCGCUAAGGACGUCGAUAAUAAUAUCAAGACAACAUUUUUCGUGACGUCGCCGCAGCAGGGCGAGGUUCAGGGGGUCGAUUACCACUUCGCCGGAAGGACUGAUCUAACCAAAGUUGACCCCAACACCGCCCUCUUCCUCUGUGAACCCGGGGCCGAGUAUUACACCUGUGGGCCGUAUUCUUUCAUGAAGGAUGUAGAGAAGUACUUGGUUGGUGCUGGUGUCGGUCCAGAGCGUAUUCAUCUCGAGGUUUUCGGCACCGGCGAUCAGUGAUAUCUAACUAUUAGUUCACGAACGAAGGUAUAUAAUGCCUCCCUUUUAUGGAAGCGAUAUUCAUACUGUACACAUAUAUAUAUAUAUAUUUUAUCUCGUUGGCGAUGGAGUCUCAUGGCAUCUGGGAAGAUUUCUCUCUGAUGGUCUACUACCUAUCUACUUAAUAGGUAGGUCAAUUUUAGAGAAUAGGUACCUACCUAGGUACCUAGGUAGGU